Molecule: messenger RNA, 1908 nt
Organism: Etheostoma cragini (Arkansas darter)
Lineage: Eukaryota; Metazoa; Chordata; Actinopteri; Perciformes; Percidae
Gene: scml4
Product: Scm polycomb group protein like 4
Exons: 6
Coding region: 181-993 (270 amino acids)
Molecular function (GO): protein binding
Source: RefSeq, a predicted model, not a curated record
GAGGAGGGGGUUGUUUCGGGGCAAGGUGGUUGAAGAUUGAGGAAGAGAGAGAGAGAGACCCACGCAGAGUUGCCGGCGUCCUGACAGUGUGUUGCAGCAGAGAAUAGGAGAGGCAGGCUGUGGGAUCCUUCAGGGGAGCAUCUCACAGACAACCAUCACCACACGGCUGUGCAUGCUCUGAUGAGUACCUUGUCUGCCGGCUCAGAGAUGCAGACUCCCGCUCUCUGCCCCCAGUUCAUUGCGGGGCCCCAGGCUAAGGUACCUGGCAGGAAGAGGGGACGGCCACCAAUCCGUAAACUGGAGUUCCAAAGUCACUAUGUUGAGCCUCUGUCGCCUCCCAAGGUCCCAAAGAAGAGAGGCAGAAAACCCGGCUUUAAGCUGAAGCCCAGGAUGGUGAUGUCCCCACUAGCUAACUCUCCUCCCAGCAGCACACCAGAGCCUGAGAUGGGCUCCAUCCCACAGGAUGCUGCCAUUGUCCCCCACUCUGCCACACCUCAAGUGCUAACAGCAGAGACGUCGAUGCUUGAUGACUUCUUAUGUGACCCGCCAGUGGACUCCAAACGCUACGCUGUAGACCCUAAUGACUCUGCCUUCAAUGUCAUGACAUCACAGUACCCACCGAAGCACUCUUACAGUUACCGUGGCAGCAGUUGCUCUACCCCAAUGGGCUUGUGUAGACAAGCGUCGAGCCCAGGAAGCUUCCAGGAAGCAAACAGGAAUGCUUACAGUCCGAUGCCAGACUCUGGAGAGUGCAAGCGUCCUACUGGGAAGGACCCAUCCAGCUGGGGAGUUGAGGAGGUUGUUUGGUUCAUCAAAGAUGCUGACCCCCAAGCCCUGGGUCCCCACGCUGAUACAUUCAGGAAGCAUGAAAUAGACGGAGAUGCUCUGCUCUUGCUGAAAAGUGAGAUGAUGAUGAAGUAUCUGGGACUUAAGCUGGGACCUGCGCUCAAACUCUGUUACCACAUCGAAAGGCUUAAACAAAAUCGGUUGUGAUUUGCUGCGGAGGAGCCAAACCUCUGCUCACCUUCCACUGAAACUGUUUCACUGCUGAUUCUCUCAACUGUUCUCAACCAUCAGCAAUACAUCAUGAACACGUCUGGAUCCGGAUUUUGAUGACAAAUUGGACAUGUUGACAGUACGCAUUCAGACUAUUUGCAGCUGAAGCAAUUAUUUCAUUUCCAUCAUUGUUUACUGGGUAUCUGAAUGGCUUGAGAUUGUUAAUAGUUCGGCUCCACAUACUGUAGAUGGCAGCUUCUGUAUAUUGAAAUGCGAUCCGUCCACUCUUCAGUCUGCAUCUGUCUCGCAACAGCAUGAAUAUGUGCAGAUCUUAAUCAUGGACAGGGUGCCAACACCUAUGAAGACUUACAGACAGGGAACUUACCAAACUUGUAUGGUGCUUUACCUCAAUAUCAUUUAAAUGUAAAUGAGUCUUUGGGUUAAGCCACAAAGCUGCUGCAGUUUUAAAAUAAUAGUUUUGUUAGUUUUGUUGUAAACUGAUGAUCAUGUUGACCCAGGUAUGACUUGUCUUAGACAGAAACUGUAACUAACGACCAAUCUCUCAAACUCUUCAGCAAGAAUUUAAGGCUUUAGAUUUUUUUUUAGAAAUAUUAACACAUGAAAAAAGCUGCUGAAAAAAACAAGUGAUGUAACUCACACUCAAAAAAAGUGAAAGAAACAUGAAGAUUUUUACCACAAACCACAGCACAGCACAAUAGUGAAGCAAGGUGCAUGUAAUCAUGCAGCACUCAUAGGGACAGGAAGGAAAGGAGACAAAGACACUGUUUUUUUUUUACCAUGUUCUCAUGAAUUGUGUUACACUGGUGUGGUGUGAGAGAAAGCAACAUGUAGCAAACUCAGACAGUACAACUUGGUGCUCACUAAAACCGUUACUGCCACUACAACGCUUUA